This is a messenger RNA of Armigeres subalbatus, 1295 nucleotides long. RefSeq names its product telomerase reverse transcriptase-like. The coding region runs from base 111 to 428 and encodes 105 amino acids. The record is from RefSeq and is a predicted model, not a curated record. Lineage: Eukaryota; Metazoa; Arthropoda; Insecta; Diptera; Culicidae. The transcript is spliced from 2 exons.
UCGACGUAGCGGCAUUGUUCCCUAGCGUUCCAGUGAAAGAUGCUCUGAAUCUUCUAGAGGAUUGGCUGCUAACACAAAGGACGGAAACAACAUGGCGAGGAAAGGUGAAGAUGUACCUAAAUCUGGCAAGGCUAUGCAUGACGGAGAACUACUUCACAUUUCGUGGCAACUACUACAAACAGACGAAAGGAGCACCGAUGGGAAAUCCGCUAUCACCGUUUUUGUGCGAACUGUUCAUGGCGAAUCUGGAGAACAACCUACAAGAACAAGGAAUACUACCCCAGAAGUGGUGGAGAUACGUCGACGACAUUUUCAGCAUCAUCAACCGAAAGGAUCUACCCAGGAUUUUGGAAGCGAUAAACAACGUGCAUAAGGACAUCAAAUUUACCUUCGAAGAGGAAAAAGAAGGAUGCAGACGAUACCCCUGAGCGAAGAAGGAAAAACGAAGGAACUACAAUACAUCUUGGAAACAGCGAAGAUCAACGGAUACCAGGAGAGGACUAUACGAGCGAUCAUCAACAAGAAGGAAAGGACCCUACGACGAAAUGGACAUACAACGCUGACACCGAUAGAGGAGCCGCUGAAAAGAGUUUCGGUCCCAUAUGAUAAACACAUCACCAACCAGCUACGCCCUCGACUAAGGAAAUUCGGCAUCGAUCUAGUAUUCUCCAGUAGAAGCAACCAACUCAAGUCUCUAUUGGGUUCAACGAAGGAUAAAGUAGAAAUGUUGAAUAAGGCAGGCGUUUAUAAGAUAAGUUGUUCCCAAUGUGAAAAAAUCUAUGUAGGCCAAACAAAAAGAUCAUUAGAUAUAAGGUUCAAGGAACAUAUGGCGGAAGUGAGUAAGGCGAAAAGAGAAAACGAUAAGGGAUUACAUUACGAAUUUAGAUCUAAGGUAGCAGAGCAUGUGUAUAAGGUAAAUCACCCAAUUACGGCAUCAAAUAUUAAAAUCUUAAGAAAUGUCUCUUCCCCAUGGAAACUCGAUGUAGCUGAGAGUUUGGAAAUCCACCGACAGGUACAAACAGCGCUGUUGAAUAAGGAUCAGGGAAAUGGCAGCUCUUGGCUCUUCAAGUUUCUACCUAAACAAUAAAUUAAUUUACUGUAUAGGUAAAUAAAGUAGGCAAAUAAGAUUAGAUUAGGUACCUAGCGUAGUAUAAAUAGUGUAAGUUGCGAUUGUUUUCUUCAAGUCGAGUCAAGUACAAGACACUGAAGACGACCACACAGUUGUGGUCGAAAUACGUAUCUGCAAAGAUAACGAAAAUUAACUGGUGGAAUUAAAUGGACAGUACUUAAUUCGU